Dicentrarchus labrax (European seabass) is the source of this 4526-nucleotide messenger RNA. RefSeq names its product type II inositol 3,4-bisphosphate 4-phosphatase. Bases 1151 to 3637 code for a protein of 828 amino acids. The transcript has 19 exons. The record is from RefSeq and is a predicted model, not a curated record. Lineage: Eukaryota; Metazoa; Chordata; Actinopteri; Moronidae. Gene Ontology annotation, molecular function: phosphatidylinositol-3,4-bisphosphate 4-phosphatase activity. Gene Ontology annotation, cellular component: cytoplasm.
GAUGGAGGGAGCAGAGAGAUACUCAGCCGGUGUGUGUUAGUCCCCUCAGACCGAAGCAGGAUUUUAAUACGACUGAUGGAUUACUUUGUCCGGAUUCCUCCUCUUUUUACUCGUUUAUCUUCCUCUUCUUCUUCGUCUUCGUCGUCUCUCUUUUAUUUUAUUUGCGUUUUAUUUUGCCGUCUGUAAAUCCAUCGCGAUGCGGCAGGAGGAGAACGAGGAGAACGAGGAGAAAUGGUCUUUUAGCUGCAGCAGAUUUCACUUCCCCGUCUCUUUCAUUCAGCAGUGCAGCGGGCUUUAACUUCAGUGGUGCGUUCAGGUGCAGGUGGGAAAUUGGAAGUUAGGUGUCCCAUUCAUUGCUGGAGGUUGUCGUGUUACUCCGCAGCUACUGUGAGUGCUCGGAUUACCUCUCGUUGUUUACCAGAAACACUUGUUUAGUUGUUCUUUGAUGAAAACUUUUACCAGUUUUAAGAUGUUUUAUAGUUCAGGUUCUCGUUCGGCAGCUCGUGUUUGAAUUAGAGAACGUCGGAAAAUAUUAUAUUCCUCAAAAACAAAGUACAGUUUUUGUGUCCGUACGGGAAAAUACGCAGCUCUAUUCGUUCUCCUCUUUCCCAGAAUUUUUACUGCAAAGCAGGCAGCAGUGCGAGGAGGUCAGAGGUCAGCAGCAGAUUGGAGAAACAUUACAGACUGACUCUGAAAACUCGAUUUCUUUCGGUUUUAAUGAGAGAAAGUGAGAUGAUUUAAAUAAAGAAGAUGAUAAAGCUGCUCUUUGUUUACGUUUAAAUGAUAUUUUACACAUCUUAUAGUGUUUAAAGCUCUUAAUAAACAUCUUUUAUUGUACACUAUCUUACUAGCUUUGGUCUGUUUUAUUGUAUUUUUGUUUGUUUCUCACUAUAAUUAACUAACUUUAACUCGUAACUUGCUGCAUAAGAAAAAGAAAGAGCCUAUUUUUAUGUUAUUUUGUAGGAUUAGCUCUGGCAGCAGAGAGUUGAGCUUUUCUUUCUGAAGGAGUGAAGGUCGACAGGUUGUUAAAGUCUGCAGCUGAUGAGAGAAAACAGGAAGUAAACAGAGGAAGAGGAAGUUAACAGGAAGGAAGAGGUCGUGUUGUGUUUUGUCGCGUUUUUUUUUUUUUUGUUUAUUUAAAUUUCCGGGCAUGCAGAGAGCGACAAUGGCGUGCACCAAAUGUUUCUGUCCACCAGGAGAUAACAGCUCCUCUGCUGGACAGAGGAGCUUUCUGGGUUUCACCUCCUUCUCCAUCAGAGAUCUGCUCCGGUCCAAGGAGCCUCACGUCUCCCUGAGCCUCAGGACGAUGGACGGAGUGAACGAGGUCGGGGAGGUGAAGGUGUCCCGUCUGCAGAUGGAGGGAGAGAGCGAGACGCCUCCUGGACACAAGUGUCCCGCGCUGUGCGACAGUCUUCACACUUCGGUCCACGACAAAGAAAACAGUCCGAUGAUGAGAGCAGUGCUGUGUGCUCAGGUGUGUAAGGUGUACAGGUUUCAGACGGAGGAUCAAAGAUGGCUGCUGGUCCGGGAACAGAUGUCGGAGACGCCGCUCUCCUUCUCUUUACCCAAACAGCUACUGAGCGCGCUCAUACGCGAGCACACGAACAGGGUCCAGCAGGUGAAGGAGCUCGGCGACCUUUCACCCCACUGGGACGGGCUCCGCCACGACGUCGUCAACCACUGCAGCAACCUGAUUGGCUGCUACCAGGACACGCUCGCCGAGCUCGACAAACUCUCAGCUUCGUCCUGUUUCAAGUCGAGCUCCAGUAAGUCGGACAAACAUCUUCAGUUCGUCCCGACUAACCUUCACUCACAGAGGAUGGAGGUCACUGAUCCAGACGGGAGAGGUGUGUGGUAUGAGGUGAUAACGUUCGGCGCUCCGGCUGAUCACCACCAGUCCUUCAAACACGGAGGAUUGAGGCGGCUGCUGAGCAAACGCACCAACCACAGAGACAGCUCCAUCUCUUACUCCCAGGACGAGAGCUCCAGAGCGAGGGAGCUGCUGGCCAGCGUCGCCCGGCUGCAGCCUCUGGUCUUCGGGCACGCUGAGGAGCUGCUGUCCGUCUCUCUGGAGCUGAACGCCGCCCGGCUGCAGCAGGUUCUGGACGGCCUGGUUCAGCAGACGGAGCAGUUUGUUCACGCACUCAAAGACGAGCUGGUGAAGAGCGCCCUGCUGGCGAUCCACUACCAGAGCUCAGCCGGCAGCAGCCACGUCCACAGCAACGGGCUGAUCUGUGACAUCGUGGCAGACAGCCAGGAGGGACCGGACGCUCGCCGCCGAGACUCGGAGUACGACGAGGAGGAAUGGGACAGAGCGUGGGCGAACGUCGCCAUGAGCCUCAACUGCAUCAUCGCCAUGGGCGACCGGCUGCAGGGCCGCGAGGACCGCCCACAGGAGCUGACGUCAUCAGAGCAGCAGGAAGCCGCCGGGGACACGAACUCUCAGAGCAGCGCGUCGUCCUCCGUCUCCUCUGCGUCCUCCUGGCAGGAGCAGCUGCUCCCCCUGGUGGUCACUCUCAGGGAUUGCGUGCGCGAGGCGGUGGGGAAGGCCCGAGCCGCCAUGACCUUCGUGGUGCUGCAGGGGGCGGUGGCCACGACCGUCGCUCAGGGACCCGCACACGUCGUCCAGAGACGCCACGCCGUCUUCAGCCAGGCGCUGUCGGCGGUUGUGUGUGGAUUCAUGCUGAAGCUGUUCGGAGGUCUGGAGGAUCCUGAGUUCCUGCAGCAGCUUCACUCUGUCGGAGUCCUGGUUCAGUUCGAAGGGCUGCUGAGCACCUACGGUGACGAGGUGGGGAUGCUGGAGGACAUGGAGGUGGGUUUAGAAGAUCUGAGCCGUGUUGCGUUCACUGUCACCGAGGCUAAAACGGAACAACCGGACGACCUGCUGCCGACGCUCAGUGGUGCAUGGGGCAGUUUGGUUGUCGAGGUCCCGUUGCCCCCGGAGACCUUCGGGCCGUUGCCGCGGGAACUAAAAGAGGGGCGUUUGAUACGAGUUCAUCCGGUUCUGUUCAACAUCGGGAUCAACCAACAGCAGAGUCUGGCUGAGAGGUUUGGUGACAGCUCCCUGCAGGAGAGAGCGAACCAGAGGAGCUGUGAGCGUCUCAGAGUUUACUGUAACACUGUGAGAGACACACUGCCUGAGCUGGCUGGUAUCCAGUCUCUGUCGGACCUGUUGUCCUCUCUGGAUCGCAGUGUAGAAACCAAGAAGAGGAAGAACGUGGAGGUCCUGUGGAUCGCUGCGUCGGUGUGUCGUAAGGUGAACGGCGUGCGUCUGACGAGCUGUAAGAGCGCCAAGGACCGCACGGCGAUGUCAGUGACGCUGGAGCAGUGUGUGUUACUGAGGGAGCGACACACACUCAGCCAGCAGCACUUCAGCACCGCCCUCGACUGCAUGAGGAGGUCUCGUCUGUCCUGGGGGCAGAUGCUCGGCUGUUACACCCAGCCGGGGCUCACUGUCUGUGGGUUAGACCCCGGGGAGCCUCCCUCGGGUCUCCAGGGCUCCUGGCUGCCGCACUGUUUGGCCCCUAAAGCUCCCCGACGCCACCUGUACCCGGUGGCCUUCCUCCUGGUGACCUCCCACCUGCUGGUCCUGUGGCUCAUCCUCAGCCUCGUCAUACUGCUCGCCAAAUACCAGUAACACCAGCACAGACUGGGAGCACUGGGCACGGAGAAACCGAUGUCUCAGAAGAACCUCGGAGAUCUUAAACCUUCAGUCUCAUUACAACAAUAACAAAAGAUAAAAGUUUGAUGACGUCGCGAAGCAGCGCGGGAUCAUGGGAGUUGUUGUUUUUAUUGUUAAACAAUUAUAGAUGUUAAAAAUCUAUCUGACGUUAAUUAGGAUGAAAUUAUGUUCACAGACGAGCUUCUAGAGGAGAGUAAGAAAUGUACAUUUACCAGAAUAAGAUGACAGAUUGAACGUUGUAGGAAACAUUUGGGAUAAUGUAAGAACACAAUAUAGAACAUAAGUGUAGAGUUUAAACACAGUUUAAUGAGGAAAUCUUACAUAUUAAAGCUUUAAGUGGACAUAAAUCAGCUGUUUCAGACUCAGAUUUCAUCAAUAAUUUAAUAAAAAAGCCUCAAAUGAAGAUUUAAAGUUGCUUAUUCGGCUGCGUUGGAGUUAAAAAGAAGAAUUUGACCCAAUUCUGUUUCUGGGAAAUGUUUAUUUAUUCAUUAUUUUAAUGUUUUUAUUGAAUUUAUUGUGUUUGUGUGUUUUUUUUCUUCUGUUUCUCGAACCAAUCAGAAUGUUUUAAUUGUUGUGAAGGAGCUGUUUGUGUUAUCAGACAUCUGUACCUCACUGUGUGUGUGUGUGUGUGUGUGUGUGUGUGUGUGUGUGUGUGUGUGUGUGUGUGUGUGUGCGUGUGUGCGUGUGUGUGUGUGUGUAGAGACGGCUGCAGGAUGGAGAACGUGCAGAAGAACGUCGGCAGCAGGAAGUUCGCCUUCAGCGGCGUUCAGCUCCUCACUUUCCCCAAACUGUACCGACCUCCCGACGGCAGCUUCGGUUGAUACGUUUUAUUUUGUAGUUUUUU